AUGGCUAAACACACCAAGAAGGUUGGAAUCACAGGUAAAUACAGGACCUGUUACGUCGCCUCCCUCAGAAAAAUGAUGAAGAAAAUUGAAAUCAGCCAGCAUGCCAAACACACUUGCCCCUUCUGUUGCAAAACCAAGAUGAAGAGACGAGCUGUGGGGAUCUGGCACUGUGCUUCCUGCAUGAAAACAGUAGCUGGUGGUGCCUGGACCUACAGCACUGCCCUCACAGUAAAGUCUGCCAUCAGGAGACUGAAGGGAUUGAAAGACUAA
Messenger RNA from Hipposideros armiger (great roundleaf bat), 270 nucleotides. RefSeq names its product 60S ribosomal protein L37a-like. Gene Ontology annotation, biological process: translation. The record is from RefSeq and is a predicted model, not a curated record. The transcript has a single exon. Gene Ontology annotation, molecular function: large ribosomal subunit rRNA binding; structural constituent of ribosome. Bases 1 to 270 code for a protein of 89 amino acids. Lineage: Eukaryota; Metazoa; Chordata; Mammalia; Chiroptera; Hipposideridae. Gene Ontology annotation, cellular component: ribosome; cytosolic large ribosomal subunit.